Aphanomyces astaci is the source of this 1444-nucleotide messenger RNA. RefSeq lists its product as hypothetical. The record is from RefSeq and is a predicted model, not a curated record. NCBI's taxonomy places the organism in Eukaryota, Oomycota, Saprolegniomycetes, Saprolegniales, Verrucalvaceae. Bases 45 to 1304 code for a protein of 419 amino acids. The transcript is spliced from 6 exons.
CUGAAAGUACCUGAGCAACAAUCGGAUUUGGGACGUAUCAAGCCAUGGCCUUGCGAGCAGCCCCGCUGUCGAGUUCCCGCCACAGCAACCAGAAAGGAUUCUUCAAGGACGAAGCGGCCACCAAGGCGCUCCCUGCCCUGGACCACAGUCGUUCAGGUUCAACCAACAAGCAGACACUGAAACCAGCGUGGGUAGCGUCAGCGACGACUGCGUCCGAACAAGGGGAGAAUCAAGUGAUCCCGUUCUCGUUCGACGAAGACGACGAUGAGCGCGACGGGGUGGAGGCGAAGGGCGGGGCAACUCCCAGUGACAGCGAAUUUGACAACGAUAGCGGAAGCGACAGCGAGUGCCAGGAUGACGCGAAGCAUGUGAGCGUGGCGUGCUCCGAGUGGCUCCACGCAGCGUCGAAAGACGACGCUCGAGAAGAAACCGACUCGUCCGACGCCAAGUCCAAGGACCAGCCCAACAACUCGACGAGUCGGGACGCUAGUGCGUCGUCCAUUGCCCCCCCCAAGUCCAAGUCGCAACUUGCGGCGUUGGACACGAAAUCGCUGGAGUCAGCGGCAGGAUGCAAUCAGAGUGCCGACGUCGAGUUCAGUCCGUUACACGCUCCUCUCGGCUCCAUGUUGACAGAGGGUUCCAUCGUUCGCUGCAACAAUGGCGCCAACAAAUUUGCCCCGCAGUACCAGUUUUUCCUCAAAAACAAAUUGGUGCUUUUGGCCGAGAAACAACUCCACAAUCGCACGUCCAACUACCACAUUUUCGACAUGUCCCGCGGGGGCUGCACCGGGCAAAAGCUGACCAAGAAGAGCGGCAACUACGUUGGCAAGUUGCGGUCGAAUUUCGGCAAGCACGAAAAUGUCAUGGUGAGCGCGCAGGCCGAGCGCAGUGAACUCGGUGCGAUCUUAUUCGAGGCCAAGGUAUCGAGCACCAAGCCGCGCAAGUUGACUGUGGUGUGUCCGCCCUUGUCGAGCCAAAAUGAAGUUAUUUCCCAGGGAGCCAAGCCCGACACGUUUAGUACGCUCUUGGACCAGCACAAGGCGGAUAAGCGCGUGACGGAACUCCUGACAGUGCUCGAGAACAAAGAGCCCGAGUACGAAAAGGGCUGCUACCGCCUCAACUUCAACGGCCGCGUGUCCAUUCCGUCGGUCAAGAACUUUCAACUGGUCGUGCGGGGCCAUGCCGCCAAGGGCAUCGUGCUGCAGUUUGGAAAGGUCUCUGACAAACUGUUCCACCUCGACUUCAAGCACCCGCUCACGCCGUUCCAAGCGUUUGCCAUUGCCUUGUCUCAGUUCAAUUAUUGAUCGCAUAUGCUCCCGCCUAAGCAAGCAUAGUGAAACCAUUACAAUUCGUUACUCUCAAUGUAGCUUUCACGUGAGAAUACUGUACCGAAGGUAUACACUACAUUCCACUAUGAACUGUAAAAGUAUACGGUACAGUUUGC